This is a messenger RNA of Penicillium salamii, 5247 nucleotides long. The record is from the annotation of a GenBank genome assembly. NCBI's taxonomy places the organism in Eukaryota, Fungi, Ascomycota, Eurotiomycetes, Eurotiales, Aspergillaceae.
AUGUCGGUGAAGGUUGACUACAACGCUUUGAGGGCCCGGACCAUGGGGUCUGGGGCCGAUGAGGAGGCUGUGACAGUAGAUACUAGAGGGUUGAUUUCCAAAGUCCUUGCUCGCUAUUCGGGAAAAUGGACAGUUCUACGAGAAAUGAUUCAAAAUGCCGCCGAUGCAUCUGCAACGAAAGUCACGAUAAAGUUUGAAACUAUCCCAUCAACCACAGUACCUUCGCCUACAACGAAUGAUCCCACUGCACACUUGAAACACACCAUUGCCAACCACACUCUACGGCGCCUCCUCGUGUCAAACAAUGGAUCCCCAUUUAGCGAGAAAGACUGGGCAAGACUCAAGCGAAUCGCAGAUGGAAACCCAGAUGAGACAAAGAUUGGUGCAUUUGGAGUUGGCUUUUACAGUGUAUUUGAUGAUUGCGAGGAGCCCUUCGUGUCGUCGGGUAAUCAGGCUAUGGCUUUCUACUGGAAGGGCAAUGCUCUGUUCACCCGCCGAUUAGACCUUGGCGAAGCUGCAAGCCCGGACACUACAUUCGUUUUGGACUACCGGAAUGAUACAUCUCCUGUUCCAUCGCUACUGCAACUUUGCCAGUUCUUGUCUAGCAGUUUAACGUUUGUUUCUUUACAAGAGAUUGAGCUAUGGCUGGAUGAUUGGACUCUGCUUCGUCUUUCAAAGAAAACAGCCCCCAGCGUCGAUGUUGCGAUACCACGAGAUAUCGAUACCAAGACGGCAGAAGGACUCAUGAAAAUUGUGAAUGUCACUCGGGAAAUUGCCCAGGUUGACGCGUCUUGGAUGAAAAUCGUCGAGUGGAAUCCCAACGCCAGCAUAUUCCGCCUGGACAAUAUUCGCGAUACAACAAGCUCAUUGCGAAGCUUCUUUUCCAAGUUCACACAAAGUGCACCAGAGAAACAGCCUGCCCAAAAGCCUGAGCUCGAAAGUGCCGAGGACUCUGGUAACAUGAGCGCUAUGCUCUCGGCAUCAGUAUUUUUACACAUCAACACAGCUUCUCUGCAGCCUUCGAUCAGUAGAGACUUGGCGAAAGAGUUAGAAAGAGCAACCCGGAAGCCACCGCCGAAGAAGGCUACACUUGCGAUCUUGACUCCUUCGUACGAUGCGAGCAUGGCGACUGAAGCGUCCUCGUCUCAGUCGGAAGUUCUCUCGUCUAUCCUACCUACCAAAUCUGGAAGGGUCUUCAUUGGUUUCCCUACAGCCCAGACGACUGGCUUAAAUGCUCAUGUUUCUGCUCCAUCUGUCAUUCCCACUGUCGAGCGUGAGAGCAUUGAUCUCAACACUCGGUACAUCAGCAAAUGGAAUCUUGAAAUGCUACGCGCUGUAGGAAUCGUCUGUCGAAUUGCCUGGUCUGCGGAGAUGGCUACGAUCAAAUCGAAAUUGGCAAUGAAAAUUGGCCCAUCUCGCACCAAAGUCCGCAAAGAUGAUAUUGUGGACGUUUUACCAGAGGCAAUCCACACUGCAAACCAAUUCGUGUUUCGUGAAUCUACACCAUCCUCCGUUUUGGGUCAGACAAUCGAGGAUGCUUUCUGGAUGUGUAACAAGAACGCAUCCAUUGAGGUUUUGUCUACCUGUGGCGUUAUCCCAAGUCAUCAGACACGCAUUGCUCCAAAGGAUCUAAGCUUCAUGGAUUCGAUUCCCGCUCUGCCUGAUGAUUUUGUCAAUGGCGCCAAAGAGUUUGUCAAGAGACUGACGGACUUUGGCUUAGUGACAGACAUAACUGUCUCUGACAUCAGACGCGAAUUGGAAUCCAAUACCCUGCGUUCGAACCAGGUGGUUGAAUUCAUAUCCUGGCUUGGCCGCAAAUCUCUCAUUGGCCAAUUGGAUCAGCUUUCAGUUCAAAGCUUACUGCGUGUAGCAGUGGCCAACGACGAGGAUUCAGAGGGAGCUCCUACUCGCCUGAUUAUCUUUGCAGAUAUCAAUGAGUUUUUGAACCCCCAGCGCAUUCCGACAGAUCUUCCUAUACCCCCUUCUGUCCUUCCAUUCCGUUUCACCAAGUCAUUGGGUAAGCUGGAGCUGGAAGCUUUGGGUUGGGUCGAACUGCAGGUUGUUCCUUGGGUACACUGGAUUGUCAGCAAUUCUGGAAAUCGCAGUGUUUUAUCCAUUGACCAAGAUAUCACGAAGACCGCCGCCUUCUCGGGUCAGGUUCUCCCUGUCUUAUCAAAGCAAUGGGAUGUCCUCAGUGCAGCGUCCAAGCAAAACGUUGUGAAUAUACUUCAACCCAAGACAGUGAUCCCGACGAGGCUUGGAAUGAAGCAACCUGCAGAGACAUACUUUGCUUCUGUGCGCCUCUUCGAUGACCUUCCCGUUAUCCACGGUCUCAAUGGCGUCAAGGAAAAAAUUCUCACUUCGCUUGGUGUCCGUAAAACCGUGGAACUUGGUGUCAUCUUCGAUCGCCUCAUCAACACUCCGGCCUUGGAAGAUAGCAAAGGUGGAGUUGCACCAAGAAAAUGGAACCACGUUGACCUUAUUCGUUAUCUUACCUCCGUGCGUGAGGAUAUUCCAGCAAAGGAUAUCCAGAGGUUGAAAGGCACGAGUAUCUGUACUGCCGAGAGUGGAAGCAUCUCUGACGGUACCCGGUACAAGAUCUCCGAGCUUUAUGAGCCAAAGGAUGUUUUCCGUUCUCUUGGUCUACCGAUCAUAGACUGGCCUGGCAUCUACAACAGCAAUAGCAAUGAGGGUAAAUUCCUCACAAUGAUGGGGCUGAAGAGUCAUCCACCCGCUGUGGAACUCAUUCGACUUAUGGCCGCGGGGGGCACAGAAAAGGACAGCAGGGCCACCAAAGCGCUGUCAUACUUUCUCGCAGAGCACCAUACAAAUGGAUAUGCCGAGUUUGAUAUAGGGGCGGUGGCAGUACCAUUCCUACCUAUUGAAGGCUCCAAUAGCCUGAGCGUGCCUACAAAGUGCUUCACCGAUGACGGCGCGGCUUUGUUCGGCUUCAAACUCCUUCGAAAGAAUCUGCAUCCCCAUGCUUUGAAACUGGGAGUCAAACCCCAUCCCCCUAUGGCAGAUUGCCUUCACAUUCUCGCACAGCAGCCUCCUACCAACAAUUCAGAUGCCCGGACCGUGUUCAAGUAUCUAGCGGGCAGAGCCUCGGAAAUUAGCCCUCAAAGCAGGGAGCGCACGGGAAAGAGUCCAAUUGUCCCGGUCGUUGUUCGGAGCCAAUACGAAAAAGGUGCUAAAGUUCGACUCGUGGCACCUCAAUUGUGCUAUCUUGGCGAAGGGGGUCAGUACAAGGAAAUUUUCGAUUACGUCGAUUUUGGCGAAGUGGCAAACCUUUUCCUUAUGGCUCUUGGUUCCAAGCCGGAGCCUUCCGUCGUGGAGAUUGCACGGAUGUUGGUCAAGGAGCCGGUUCGCAUCAAAGCUACGUUCCAAAGCUCUGAGAAGUAUCUCAUGCUUCUCAGAACUCUUGCAGAACAACUCCCGACUCUGAAACGAGACAAGGAUCUUUUCUUGGAUAUGAGGAAAGCCAAGUUCCUUUAUGCCAGCCGGGAUCUUCCCUCGCGCACGAUUGAUCAACCCAAAAACGAAAAGUCAUCUCUCCACGAUCCCAAUGAGGAAGAUGACGAUGGAAUGGACAUCAGACAAUGGGAAUUGACGUCUGCCAAAGACAUUAUCGUGGUUGACGAUUUCCAAAGUUUCAAUCUGUUCAAAGAGCAUAUUUAUGCUGCGCCCCAGGAAGAACCUUUAGAGAACUUUUACACUGCUCUUGGUGCCACUGCAUUGAGUGGGCUUGUCGAGGAGAGAAUUAGCAUCGGCCAACUAACGCCUGAUCAAAAAUCUGCGUAUCAACUGCACAAAUUGAUUUUGGAACGCACGCGGCUCUUCUUCCAUGACCAGCCCUCGGACUCGAUCUUGCGUGACACUCGUUGGCUAGAGGACUCCUUGCAAGUCCGGACCGUGACUGCAAUCAACUUGACCAGAUCUCUCAGGGGACGACGGGUGUCACACACUCAGAAGCGAAAUGCGAUUGUUAGUCGCUUGUCUACCGGAUGGACCAUGUGCAUUUGCCCUGGUCAAUUUGACCUGUAUGAAGUCAGUCAGUCGUUGGCGCAUGUGAUCUUGAAGCGACCAAAGCUUCAUUCGACUUUGACGCUAGAGAUGCUGUUAAAAACAGAUCUACUGGAACUGCGCGCUCGUGGUUACAAUGUGCAGCGUAUCCUGAAACAGAAGGCCCACGAAGCCCGGGUUGCAGAAGAUAAACGCCAGAAGCAAGUCGAAGAGGAGAGGCGUCUUCUGCAGGAGCGAGAAGCCGCUUGGGCAGCAGCCCAAGCCCAGCAGGCAGAACAAGAGAGAGCCGAAUCACAGGCUCAGGCUCAGACCCAGACCCAACAAAACUCCAUGCCCGGUGUCUUCCCUGAGUCGCCUAACAGCAAGACCGUGUCCGCAGAAGCACACCCACCUCCAGCAGAACCCACACCAGAACGCCCUACUCGAGGCCUAUUUGCCAAUCUUUCCAAGAGAUUCGGCUUGGAUAAAAGCACUGGCUCAGAGGGACAAUCUCGGUCGCCUGUUCCUGAAACAUCCACACCACCGCCCCCACCCUAUUCUCCCGACGACCCUCAAAAUGUUGGCCAAAGCCAGACCAAGCGUCCAGAACCAACUGUAUCCUCCAACUCACCACAUCGCCUUAACUCUGAGCUCCUCUCUGCUGUCCAGGCAUGCCGACCCCACGGCUCCUCUGAUCUCUACAGCCGACCGGAAACGAAUCAAAUCCAAGAAAGCAAAUCCUACUGCGACGAGCGCCCAAGCCACGACCUCGAAUUUGUCGCAACUUUACCAAAGAGUGGCAUGAAUGUGCUCUUUACCAAAUCAGUCGCAGACCGAUCCACCUUCCUGGCCUCCAAUCGGGCGGGGUUCAACCUCUUUGCGUCGAUCCUGCUUGACUCCGGCUCCAUUUUCUCCAUGCGGGCCGACAGUCUCAGUAUCUUCUACGACCCGGGCGGCAAGACAAUUGCAUUCAACCGUGCAGGCAGUAUCUUCUGCAAUUACUUCUAUUUCCAAACGCUGCAGGAGAAGGCGCUCUUGGAGAAGUCUACUGACGCCACGGACGCCAUUGUCUAUUGGUGGGUGAUUUUGUGUCAUGAGCUGGCGCAUAACUUGGUUGGGGACCACAGUUCGGCUCACAGCUAUUACACUGAGGGCUUCGUUGCGCAUUAUUUCCCCAAGGUUGCUCUUAAGAUUGCUUCGCUGCAAACGCCCGCAACGCCCGCAGAUGUGCCAUCCCUGAUCUAG